This is a messenger RNA of Melopsittacus undulatus (budgerigar), 1413 nucleotides long. RefSeq names its product stabilizer of axonemal microtubules 2 (gene SAXO2). Gene Ontology annotation, cellular component: centriole; cytoskeleton; axonemal microtubule. The coding region runs from base 7 to 1413 and encodes 468 amino acids. Lineage: Eukaryota; Metazoa; Chordata; Aves; Psittaciformes; Psittaculidae. The record is from RefSeq and is a predicted model, not a curated record. The transcript is spliced from 4 exons. Gene Ontology annotation, molecular function: microtubule binding.
GGCAGCAUGGGGCGGCCGCGGUGCCUGUGCGAGAUCUGCACCUGCGGGCGCCAUCGCUGCCUUCAUAAACCCACAAGGAUUUAUGAUAAUGGACAACAGCCGUGCCUCACAACAGAGUAUGUGGAAAAAUAUCCCAAGUAUAGCAACAUCUCUCCUCCCUGGAGCUUUAAGCCAAAACAAGAGUAUCAAAUGCAUCAUGGGAAAAUGGAAGGAAUUACAACAUUUAAAUCUGAUUAUUUACCAUACAAUAUUGUGAAGCGACAUUUUCAGGUACAGGAAGAAUAUAAACCAAAGACAGGAGAGAUAGAACUGGGAACCACGUACCAGAAAGAUUACAAUGCUCAUAAAAUAGAACCAGUGACAUUAGUAAGACCUCUAGAGAGAAAACACACUACAGGAGGAAAACUGGAUACCAUACCGACCUAUCAAGAUGACUACAGGUCAUGGGAAGUUCAAAGAAGGGAAGCUACUAAAGCGGUAUGUGUAUAUCACCCACCUACAGAGAAGUUUGGAAAUUCUACUACAUUUCAAGAUGACUUUGCUCCUAGGGAACUGAAUCCCAGACAAAGUUUUAAACCUCCUUGUGUAGCCAAGCUUUCAGAUGUGCCUUUUGAUGGUGUUACCAGCCAUCGCACUUCUUAUAUUGCUCAUCAACUGGAACCAAAAUUCAUAAGACCAAAAGAAGAGUACAAGCCAAGCAAUCAACCCUUUAUAGAUCUCACAACCCACCGGAAUGAUUUUAAAGGGCUACCUGGGGAACUUGCAAAAAGCUGCAAGCCUGAAAUUGCAAAAGUUAGCACCAAUGCUCGCUUUAAGGGAGUCACGGAAUUCCAGGAUCGUUUUCAGCCAUGGCUGGUCUCCUUACCUGAGGUCCGCAAAACCAGAGAGUAUGUUCCACCCUCAGGCAGCAUGGAUUUUAACUCCACAAGCCAUCUUGAUUACAUUAAGCAUGAAAUUUCUCCUGUUUUCCCCAUAAGACCAGUUUCUAAUAGAAGAAGAACCAAUGCCCCUUUUCAAGGAAUUACUACUAUGAAAGAAGACUUUAAAGCUUGGGGUACCUGUCAGCAAGAGAUUAUUAAGAAACAACAGGAAAUUCCAAAACCCAUGGGAAAAUUUUAUGAUUUAACUACAUUCAAAUCUCAUUACAUACCACAUCAGAUCACUCCAGUUCAAAGUUUCAAACCUGUACAUGCUAUAGCUCUUAAUCCAGGUCCUUUUCACGAUGAAACUAUGUAUCGCACAGAAUAUACUCCAAAGAAACCAGAGAUCUGCCCUGCAAAUUAUCCAUCUCCUCCAGGUUAUGUCUAUGUAAACACAGAUUCUUAUGGUCACAAAUUCUUUCGCCAGUUCACUCCAGAAUUUUCCAAGUCAGAUAGUAAUCCUAUUCCAAAGGAAAUAGCUGUUGUGUCUUAA